AAUCAGUGAAUAACCAUGUCUAUGAACCUCGUUGAUUCAUCAUCUAACGAUCCGGUUAUUUCAGACGAUGACCUUUUGAGUUUGAUACUAUUGAGAGUCCCUAUACCAUCAGUUUUGCAAUUCAAAUCUGUAUCAAAACGUUGGCUCUCUAUCAUCGAUACUCCCCGCUUCUCUCUCCUCCGUAAUGCUCUCCCUCUCCGAACCUCUGCCCUAUUCCUCCUACCCCCUAUUUCCUUUUAUGGUGUACCCGAUAUCAUCCAUUUUGUUCCCCUGGACGACCACACCCACAUAACUUCCCCCUUCAGAAACCUCACUUUUCUCGGUGAUCCUGGCUUGCUUUCAAAAAUACGUAUUGUGCAUUCUUGUGGUGGACUGUUGUUGUGUUCUUCUGGCCCAUUAUGUACCUCACUCUCAGAAAUUACAGAAUACAUCUACAACCCCACCACCAAUCACUUACGAACCCUUCCUAAACACUGGCCUCUUCAUUAUGGCAGUGCCUUAGCUUUUGAUCCAUCAAAGUCACCUCAUUACAAGGUUCUUAUUUGCGGUUCACCCCCUGAUUUGUCUACCGAUCACGGCCAGUUUCAGAUCUACUCCUCCAAAACUGGGUCUUGGAGGGCCUCCGGUCACCCUUUCAAUCUUACAUGCAAGGCUGAUAAACUUGCUUGGAGGAAUAGUGUCUUUUUCAAUGGGUGCAUCCACUGGAUAAGUAAUUUGGAAUACGGUUGUUCCUAUUUUAAUCUGGACGAAGAAAGGCUACACACGAUGCCCAGACCUCCUGUUGGUCAGGAUUUCUUCGUUGGGGUUUCUCAAAACCAUUUGCAUGUUAUUGAGGCUUGUCCUCGUGAUAAUUCAGUCCAAGUGUACGAUAUGAAGUAUGAUUACUCGGGCUGGCUUGUUAAGUACAAGGUUGAUCUUUCUCCGGUUUGUCAAGUCUUUCCAGAGAUGUACGGUAAUUGUAGUUUGGUUAAAGUUCUCUCUCUGGUUAGAAGAGAAAAUUUUAAGGAUGAUUCUUUCUUGGUAUUUAAGAUACCUGGUAAGGUUAUACGCUAUAAUAUCGUGGAUAGAACUUUCAAAGCCAUAUGGGAUAUUCCCGUACCUGAUCCCCUGACGAGUACCCCCGGCGACUUCAAAGCUUUUCAGUACAUCGAAUCUCUCUCCUACGUGUAAGUGUUGCGUCGCUACUUGCUGGAGCUUUAGCCACUCACUAUGGAGUCAGUAAUUUAUUAGUGUUAUCGCUUCACCUUGUACUGAAGCUUCAGCUAUAUGUUUUCUUUGAGCUUCAAUAUUUACAAGUUAUAUAAUUUGAGUUUGUCAAUGGUUUCAUUAUUCAUUGUCGGACCAGGAAUACUUUAUGCACUAGGUCGAAGAAGUGAACACUGUUUUGCUAAUGUAACGUUUUGGAUGCUGAUCUUCUUUAAAUUAAAAUCUGGUCUUCAUAAUGUUUUAUUUUCUAUUUUAUGAAAUAUCAAGCAACUUUACGACAAUAUCUUUUUCUAGUAUAUGUGUUUGAAUAAAUCAUCUGUGUGUAUUUUGGAAUGAUUCUGAUCUCAGAGCUCAAUCCACAGAAUUCAUUCAGAAGAAUAUUGUGGCGUAUUUGUUCAAAAAUUGUAUGAAAUUGACUAUCUGUGCUACUGCUAAUUUCAACUGAGGGGAGCAUGCAGCUUAAUUUUAUUAUCAAUGAAGAAUAUAUUCUAACUAUACAGAGGAAAACAAAAACUCCCAGACAAAAGAAGUGACCAAAGAUAAUACUAAUUCUUGUUAUUGUACUGUGUUUUAUUGAAUGGUCCGGAGGGUUAAAGCUAUUAAGUGUUUGUUUUCUGUGUUGGGACUUCAAUUGGAAGUAAUUCUGAAAGAUUUUUCAAAAUUAGUUGAUGAGUUUCUUUCAUGGUAUGAGGUCUAGGACUUAAUAUAUUGGUCGAUUGUGGUAUGAUGCUACUUAACACGGGGUCUAGCAAUAAAAAAUAAUAAAUAUAUAUAAUUGGCCAGGUUUACAAAAAAAGAACUCUAAAUUAGACCGAGGUUUUGAUAAGAUACGGUACUCUAAUAAUCUGAUAUAUGUAGAUAUCAUUUGAGUGUCCGUAUGAAUAAAAAUCAAGGGGAAAAAAUAACAAUUCAGUGGAAAAUAAGGCCUUUACCAUAUUAUUAUUCAUCAAAUUUGACUUGUUAAAACAUAAACAGAGGACUCAACAGGAGGUGUGGUGAUGUUAAUAGCAUCUUGAUUAGAAAUAUAUUUUCUUAAGUGUCAUUGCAUCUAUUAUGAUAUCUCAAAUGUGUGGUGAAAGAAGGAAAAAAAAUGCUUUACUAUAUUCUUUGAAUUAUAUAAAUAUCUAAAAUAAGAACUGUAUAUCUGGCUACGAUUAGAGUUUUAAAGUAUAUUAGCUUGUUAAAGUAAUAUUAAGUCUUUGAUUUGCCUAUUAAUGACAAGGUUGUGGGAUUCAUGGGAUUUUUCUCUGUUAAUUUCAAGGUUCAGAUCAGGCAAGUAUCCUAUUUUCUCUCUUUUCUUUGUACAUUCUAAUCAGAAUUAUUUACUACUGAAUAGUUUUUUUCCCCCCUCUUAU
Daucus carota subsp. sativus is the source of this 2561-nucleotide messenger RNA. RefSeq names its product F-box protein At5g07610. Gene Ontology annotation, molecular function: protein binding. Lineage: Eukaryota; Viridiplantae; Streptophyta; Magnoliopsida; Apiales; Apiaceae. The coding region runs from base 16 to 1170 and encodes 384 amino acids. The transcript has a single exon. The record is from RefSeq and is a predicted model, not a curated record.